Penicillium taxi is the source of this 792-nucleotide messenger RNA. RefSeq lists its product as uncharacterized. The transcript has a single exon. NCBI's taxonomy places the organism in Eukaryota, Fungi, Ascomycota, Eurotiomycetes, Eurotiales, Aspergillaceae. Gene Ontology annotation, cellular component: nucleus; mitochondrial outer membrane; cytosol. Bases 1 to 792 code for a protein of 263 amino acids. The record is from RefSeq and is a predicted model, not a curated record.
AUGGAAGAGAAGUUCAUGGAGCAACAAAAAAACCCAAGUCAGCUUUCGCUUUCUGGAGUGAACGGUCUCCCCAGGGCCAGCACUAGCUCCAAAUUAUCGGAAACGUCCAGCAUAUCCUCGAAAAAAGGCCUCCCCAAGUCCAUCGCAAUGAAUGUCACCUCUGAACCUGUUUCUCCACAGCCCUCUACACCCAACGGAUCGAACGGGAUCGAUCAUGGUCCCGAAUCUGAGAUCUUCAAGAACGAAAUAGACAUCUUUGUGCACUCUGGUGCCAACUUUUGCUUUGGAAUCCUGAACCUGCUUAUUUCCAUGGUGCCCCCCGCUUUCACCAAGCUCCUUUCCAUCAUUGGCUUCCGUGGUGAUAAGGAACGCGGCCUUCAGAUGCUCUGGCAGGCCAGCAAGUUCCACAACCUUAUUGGUGCCCUAGCUGCACUAGCCCUACUGGGUUAUUACAAUGGGUUUGUCCGUUACUGCGAUAUUAUGCCCGAUCAGUCUCCUGAUGGGGACAAUUCAGAAGGCUACCCACAGGAGCGACUAGCUGAUUUAUUGGCGGAGAUGCGAUCACGGUUCCCCCACAGUCGGCUGUGGCUUCUCGAAGAGUCUCGCAUGAAGGGAGCCAACAGGGAUCUAAAGGGAGCACUGGACCUUCUCACGAAUAGCAGCAAGAGUCCGCUUAAGCAAGUUGAGGCGCUAUGCGUCUUUGAGAAGAGUUUGAAUGCUAUGUUUCUGCACGAGUAUAACGUGUGUUCGGAGUCGUUUGUUGAGGUAAGUGGUUUCUGUCAAAUCUUGUGA